Messenger RNA from Toxoplasma gondii ME49, 1112 nucleotides. RefSeq lists its product as hypothetical. The transcript has 5 exons. The record is from RefSeq and is a predicted model, not a curated record. Lineage: Eukaryota; Apicomplexa; Conoidasida; Eucoccidiorida; Sarcocystidae. Bases 67 to 966 code for a protein of 299 amino acids.
AUGAAGCGGCGGAGGUCCGCGGCGGGACCGGCCUUGCCCAUAACACCCGGCAUAGUGGCAGGGAAGAUGAAGAGUGAAUUGAAGACAGAGGAGAGGGAGAGGAGAGCCGCUUGGCGAUGCGUCGAGCUCGCGGAGAUAACGGGGAAGGAAAGUGAAGGCCAGUGCGACAGAGAGAGAGAACAGAGAGAAAGCGAAUGGGGGUUCUCUUCGUUGCACUCGUUGGAUGGAGACACUGUGAGGGGAACCGGGCCUGGCGCCGAGAAGAGCGUCAGGCGCCCUGAAAAACCACGCAGUUUUCUAAUAAGAAAAGGGAAUGGGGGGUGGACAAGAAACCGCAGGCAAGCUACUGGGGCCUUCGCUCUCCGCGCCUCUUUGCAGCAUAGAAAACGGAAGAGAACAUGCAGACAGCAGGAGGCGGAAAGAGAGGAAAUGUUUCUACGCAGAGUGUCGAAGAAAGAGGCGACGAUGGAGUGCAAUCUCAGUCUGAAAAAGGCUGGGAAAGGAGAAGAGGAACCGACUUCAGAACCAAGUUCCUUAGACUGUUUCAAACGGCGAAGUGCGUGGCGAGACCGGGUGGCCAAGGCUUUUAAGAAAACAGGAAGCUUCGUUCCACUUUCUCAAGUCUUCAUGCAAGAUCGAUCUCCGUUUCUCUCGGUCCUUCGCUCUCCAACCAGAAAGACGAACCAUUUGCUAGCCAUCAUCAACCUCUCCUCCAAGCACACAAUCGCUGGCCUGUUCGGCUCUCAAUUCCACUUUUCCUCCGCCUUUUUCCGCGCCUCUCUUCUUUCGCUCACCAGCCUCUCUGCGAACCAGAGCACGGAGAAAAGAAUACGUCAGGGCGGUAACUUUUUCGAUUCUCCUGCAACGCGCCCAAGAAGAUGGGAAAGGGAAGCAAUGCGUGCAAGAAAAACACCGCGCGUGCUCGCGCUGACGAGGCCAAGUCGAAGGAGCCCAAGUCGCAGCUGAAGUCGAACCAGGCGGCCAUGUCGAUCAAGUGCAAAGUCUGCAUGCAGCCGUUCAUGAAGACGCAGAGCGUCGCGCAGCUGAACGAGCAUGCAGCGAACAAGCACAACAAGACAGUGGCUGAAUGCUUCCCCGAGAUGGCGAGCUGA